Messenger RNA from Apodemus sylvaticus (European woodmouse), 808 nucleotides. RefSeq names its product dynactin subunit 3 (gene Dctn3). Gene Ontology annotation, cellular component: dynactin complex. The record is from RefSeq and is a predicted model, not a curated record. NCBI's taxonomy places the organism in Eukaryota, Metazoa, Chordata, Mammalia, Rodentia, Muridae. The transcript is spliced from 7 exons. The coding region runs from base 50 to 610 and encodes 186 amino acids. Gene Ontology annotation, biological process: cytoskeleton-dependent cytokinesis.
UCCCACCCUCAGGCUGUUCCGGGCUGCUGCGGCCGGGCUGCAAAAAACGAUGGCGGCUCUGACUGAUGUGCAGCGGCUGCAAUCCCGAGUGGAAGAGCUGGAGCGCUGGGUGUACGGACCGGGCGGGACCCGAGGCUCCAGGAAGGUGGCUGAUGGUCUGGUCAAGGUGCAGGUGGCCUUAGGGAACAUUGCCAGUAAGAGGGAGAGGGUGAAGAUCCUCUACAAAAAGAUUGAAGACCUGAUCAAAUACCUGGAUCCUGAGUACAUCGAUCGCAUUGCCAUACCUGAGGCCUCAAAGUUGCAGUUCAUCUUAGCAGAGGAGCAGUUCGUCCUCUCCCAGGUGGCCCUCUUGGAACAAGUGAACGCCUUGGUGCCCGUGCUGGACAGCGCUUCCAUCAAAGCUGUUCCUGAGCAUGCGGCCCGCCUGCAGCGCCUGGCACAGAUCCACAUCCAGCAGCAGGACCAGUGUGUGGAGAUCACCGAGGAGUCCAAGGCCCUCCUGGAGGAGUAUAACAAGACUACAAUGCUUCUCUCCAAGCAGUUUGUGCAGUGGGAUGAGCUCCUCUGCCAGCUGGAGGCUGCCAAGCAAGUGAAGCCCGCAGAAGAAUGACCAUCACCCCGUGGUCCCCACCGGGAGGCAGGCUGGCUCCAGGGCCUCGUACCAACCCGACUUUAUAAGGCAGAGACAGCUUUGUCUGUGCUCAGCUGGCGGCUCUGAGGUCAGAGGUCAGGUUUACCUUAGAGUCAUGUGUUGUAUUCCCUGUCAGUGUAUUUAUUCCAGUGACAAUAAACUGUAGAGGGCACUAAA